AUUAAUUCUUGUGAUGAGAAUCUGAACCGAUGCUGUGAAAUAAUAGAAUUGAACACUGAGAUUCAAGGGCAACUCUUCACAAUUCUCAAUGAAACAUCUCAAGAAGGUGGGCAUUAUGCAGGUGCAGAAACAAUAAAAACACGUCUCCUGCCAUGGCUAGGGACUUGUUUUUCCUGUGCUGCUUCACGAAGGCUCUUUGGAACCAACUUUUCUCAUACUCAGGAUUCAACUGAGAGAGAGAGGCAGCUGAGAGAACUGGCCAGCGAUCAGACCUCUCGACUGCAAGAGCUGAGGGAAAAACUGACUGCAGCUGCCCUGCAGAUCAACCAUAUACAACAAGAUCUGAAGACUUCCUGCGCUGAAGACAAGGAUGCCCUGAGGAAGUUAGAGCAUCUGAAUGACUGUAAUCAGCAGAUUCAAAUACUGCGGGAUGAGAUUUCUGUCUUGGAUGCCCAAAAGUCUGUUCUCCAGAGCAGGAUUGCACGGAGCCACUCUCCUUUCUCCAGGCACAGUGGGAGCAGGUCCCCCCGUUCCCUGUCCCACAGGAGCUGGUCUCCCGGCCAAGCCCGGCGUACAAACGCUUCGCGCCGCGCCUGCCUCGUAGCUCGCUUCAGUGACAUCUACGCUCAGGAGCGCUUGGAUGCAGAGACCCUUUUAAGGACAUACAUCAGUGACGUGGAGAUGGUACAGAGGAUAAUAUACAUUGCAGCUGUGGAAUCUUUUCAUGCAGCAAAGAUGGCCUACAGGCAGUUCAAAAUGCGUGUAAGAGAGAUUCUGUCCUUAGGUCACUCAGGACCUGAGUCACUUGAAGACGCUGUCCUGGAUUAUAUAGUUCGCCAUGAGGACCUGUAUGACGUUCGAGCCAGUGUCAAUGACGUAAUUCUCUCCAUGAACAUCAACCCAAAGAUUUCAUGUCCACCAGAAAUUGAUUUCAUUGUGAUCAGCACUUUGAUUCAAGAGUUGUGCUGUGUGGCUUUUUCAAUGCAGACACUCAUUCCUCCUCUUGAUGUUGCCUUUGGUAUUGAUGGAGAACUUUUCAGUGAGACCAAGUACUAUCGCAGUUUCGACUCAGAUUACACAGCAGCCUUGGUGGCCUAUCACGUAUGGCCUGCUCUGAUGGAAAAUAGUAUUGUAAUUGCGAAAGGAGAGGCAGUAACUAAAAGAGGAGCUCUGUAGUCUUGCAGAAGUAGAAUUAGAAGCAGAAGCUGUAGCACCCGUCCUCUUCUAUCUUGUCUUUUGUCUCGAAGCCGCAGUUCUUCACCACUGAGGAGCAGAAGCCCAAGGCGUUAA
Acanthisitta chloris (rifleman) is the source of this 1290-nucleotide messenger RNA. RefSeq names its product spermatogenesis associated 18 (gene SPATA18). The transcript has 11 exons. The record is from RefSeq and is a predicted model, not a curated record. Lineage: Eukaryota; Metazoa; Chordata; Aves; Passeriformes; Acanthisittidae. The annotation marks the transcript as partial. Gene Ontology annotation, cellular component: mitochondrial outer membrane. Gene Ontology annotation, biological process: mitochondrial protein catabolic process; mitophagy by internal vacuole formation.